Messenger RNA from Ilex paraguariensis (yerba mate), 502 nucleotides. Lineage: Eukaryota; Viridiplantae; Streptophyta; Magnoliopsida; Aquifoliales; Aquifoliaceae. The record is from the annotation of a GenBank genome assembly.
AUGGCAGAUCCUACAUACAUGAUCCGUGCUAUUCCUAGCAUUGCGUCUGAUAAUGUGUACUGCACACUCCUAGCUCAAAGUGCAGUUCAUGGAGCAAUGGCAGGCUACACAGGCUUUACAGUUGGGCAAGUCAAUGGCAGACAUGCUUACAUACCCUUCAAUAGAAUUAUAGAGAUACAGAACAGGAUUGUGAUAACGGAUAGGAUGUGGGCAAGGCUAUUGUCUUCAACGAAUCAGCCCAGCUUUUUGAGUGCCAAAGAUGUCAUCGAAGCCAUCAAGGAGGAAGAACCACCAACUCAGCUGUUAGAUGAUACUUGCACCGAUAACAAGUUGAAUCACAAAGAGAUUAUGUGCUGAAAUUCACCCUAGUUUUAUGUUUCCUUGCCUAAUGUACAAGCAAUAUUAGGUGCUAAUUUGAUUCUUUUUUUUUUCUCGUGUACUUGCUUAGAUACUGUAUGUAAUGACAGUGAAUAUAGAAAGUAUGAAUUUGCCAGCAUCUAUU